CAAGAACUGUCUUUCAGACAAAUGAACUCUCCAGAAUCGGGGCCUGGGGCAGUAUUGAGUCUCAAGCUUCCAGGAAUCUAGCCCUACGUGCAGCAGAAGGUAAAAGAGCUUGUAAAUGAGCCAUUGUUGCAAAUCCAUACUUUGGCACUGAAACUGUCACAAGUGCAGAUCAAAAGUCGAAAGAAGCUUCAUUACGCAGACCAUGUUCUUGUUCUCGAUAACUCCGGAAAUCAUCUACCAAAACUGGAGUUGGUCAGGAAAGAAUCAAGAGCAUGGAGAACAAUUUUCAGGAGGGUAUCUCGAGGGGUUGAGUUUGCCACUGUCAUGGUCAUUUUCAUGCAAUGAACAUCUCUUGCGUAGGAAGGGAGCUGUAGGAGUGUCCACGGCAUCCCAACACAGCAGCAGGCAGUAUGGGACUGUGCCUCACAAGAUCCAUGCUCACGCUCAUAAGACUCGCAGCUACUGGAUAUGCACUUCGUUAUCUCCAAUGGGCUUGGAAGAGAGGCAUUCAAACAUGCAAGCACACUAUCACUUGCAGCUGUAAAACCUGAGAAGAUAACGCAUUAAAGUGACUUCGUUGGUGAGGUGGACUUAAGGAGGAAUGAAUGUUCUGGACUGAAACAGUAAAUGAGAAAACGAGCAAGCUGCAUCAUUACAAUUAUUGUUAUUUAUAUUAUUGAUAUUAUUGUAUUCUUGAAAUCGGUUUGGACUCUCGAACGUCUAGCUUGCGAUGUAAGACACGUCGGGGAUCUCGUUCACAUGGAGAAAAUUCAGAUGGAAGAAAACAGCCCAGCCAGCCCAACCAAUCAAGACUCGAAGAAUCCAUAGCAGAGCAAUUUCAAAAAUUGUCUGUUCGUCUCGAGUUCUUUAUAGGGAUCAGGGAUAGCGAGUUGUAUGUGUUCUGGAAUACCUGCAGAUGUUGAAUAUGAUGUGAGAUCUUUUCUUGGAAAUAUAGACGGUUAC
This is a messenger RNA of Marchantia polymorpha subsp. ruderalis, 963 nucleotides long. NCBI's taxonomy places the organism in Eukaryota, Viridiplantae, Streptophyta, Marchantiopsida, Marchantiales, Marchantiaceae. The record is from the annotation of a GenBank genome assembly.